This is a messenger RNA of Pocillopora damicornis (cauliflower coral), 5502 nucleotides long. RefSeq lists its product as uncharacterized. Gene Ontology annotation, molecular function: calcium channel activity; protein binding. Lineage: Eukaryota; Metazoa; Cnidaria; Anthozoa; Scleractinia; Pocilloporidae. Gene Ontology annotation, cellular component: plasma membrane. The record is from RefSeq and is a predicted model, not a curated record. Gene Ontology annotation, biological process: calcium ion import across plasma membrane.
UCUUUUAGCCUUUGGAGGCCAAGGGAAAGAAGCCAAACAAUCAAAUAGAGUUGCUCUAAUAACCAGUGAAGUAUCAAUACUACUGAGAUCAGUUAUUAUCUAAAGGCUGAGUAAAAUUGACCAAGUGGCACCACCAUGACGGUGCGAUUUUGGAAGUUUUUCGCAGUUUGUUUUGAUGUCGGUUUCUACUGCGUCACAAUCUCUUGAAUGAUAUAUAAGCUGAGAGAAUGAAAUUCGUUUUGCGGUCGAAAUUCGUUAUAAUUCAAUUCAUAUGUUAAAUAUGACUAUUCAGUGUUGUCAGGAUGUUCAAAGAUCGUCAACUGUUGUGGCUCCGGUCUGAAAACUGCAUUGAUGCUCUAAUGAUUGCGAAGGAAAUAUUAAUAAUUAAUUGCCGGAUUAAUGUAAAAAAUUAUAUAGUUUCACUUUAUAUUUAAAUUCAUGGUUUAAUAUUUAUUGUUUUGAAAUUAGUAAUAGAUCAUUCAGUCUUCACAAAGUUCUUUAGUUUCCUAGCUAGUAACUAACUCAUAUUUUCCUGAAAGCAGUGUAUUGAUAAAACAACAACAAAUGGUCUACAACAGUGACGUUGUUUCCUUCAUUUAUUCCCUUCACCAGUGGUUUUGUUGGAUUAGUCAGUUGAGAAUGACAAUCAGUGGCACUCGUGAUACAGUUUGGCUGGCAAUUUUUGUCUCCUUCAUUUGCACAAUUAUAGGUAGUGUCAAAUUGUUUAAAAUAUCUGGCACCAAUCUCUUGUUAACCUUUACUAGAUUAUAAAAAAAGUGCAACCUAGAGAGUUCUAACUUCGGUUCAAUAUCAUUCGCUAGUAAUUUGUUUGACGCAAACAUUUCUGAAUGACACUAAAUCAGCGUUAAGUUGUAAUAUUUCAGAUUAUUUUUGCUUUAGGAGCUCAAAGCGAAGUUCACUGUUUAUAAUAACCAGCUAUCAUGGAUAGUCAAAUACAUCAACAAUUUCGGUGUUCACCUGAAGUAAAUAUUAUCGCGUGAAUUCUCAGCCUUUACUGACGUCAUUCUUUGCGAUAUUGAGCUCCAAUUUUAUUGCAGCCUAAACAAAGCAUUGUGGUCAGUUUAGACAGCGAAUCUAUAGAAGUUAACCACGAUGUCUUUGUUUGCCUUCGUCACUGUCGCUUUGUUUAGAUACAGAACACGUUAAUUGUCAAGGACUAGCCAUAAAAUAAAAUUAUGAAUGUUCCGCUCCAUGGCCAUUUCACUCUUUCUCUUAGGUGGGAGUAUCACGCUAUGUUUAUGAUGUUUUUGACGACAAGCGCAUGAAGAUAGCUCCAAGUUCCCACAAAGAAAACGAGAUUUUGAAAAUAUGGGGAGUCGUAAUAGAGUUUGUCCAAUACAAAACGAUGAGAAAAGUGAAAAUGAAGAAGGUAGCCUGCAAGAAACAUGUCCUGUUUCAAAUGGUUUGGCAAACAGUUUUGCUUCACACUUCUCUGCCGUGGAGUUUUGUGGUCAAAUUGCAAGACUCGAUUCAUCCUUGAGUCACGACCAAAAUGCUUUAGCGGAGGCAAGUACAUGUGAAACUCAGUCUCGACCUCCCUCCAGAGUUUCUCCAAUGGAAGACGAAGCAAAACGGGAAAAUGAGCAAAAUAGCUCGCAAGAAGCUGCCCAUCAUGUUUCGAAUAGUUCGGCGAAUGGCUUUACUUCUCAAGUCUCAGCCGUAGAGUUUCGUGGUCAAAUUGUAAGACUUAAUUCGUCGGUGAGUAAAAGCGCUUUAACAGUGCAAAGUGAUCUCCCUGCUCGUCCUCCUUCAUCACCGAGUUCCUACACGAAGAGAAGGAAUAGUGAUUAUGUUUAUGUUGAGAAAAUGCUGAAAGAGAUAAACGCAUCUGCAGGCGUUGAUUCGUCUUCAAGAAGUAGAAAGGAGAGUGUCCCUGCCUAUGAGCCCAUUUUGGAAUUUGCGGUUGAUGGGACUGCAGAACAGAACGAAGAGGACGGCAAGGGACAAGAACCGAGCGAGAGUGGAGAGGAAAGCAUUGGAAGGACAAAAAAUGAACCAUGUUUAUCUAAAGCAGAGGAGCCGAAUCAAGCUCUACUGAAAUAUUUCGUCACGCUAUCAAGUUCGAGCGAUUGCAAUGAUUCGCUGGAUUUAGGACACAUUCAAUCGCUGUUACUUGAAGGAGCCUGUGUCAAUACUUGUGAUCGCUUUAGUCAAACGUUACUCCAUGAAGUGUCCAGGAACUGGGGGACAGAUGUAGCGCAGUUUUUCAUCGAUAAAGGCGCAGACGUCAACAGUGCCGAUGAUUUUGGACGGACUCCUUUACAUGUGGCAGCUUCGGCUGAUUAUUCCGAGAUGGUCAGAUUUCUUAUCGAAAAUGGUGCUGAUAUUGACUUGACAACCAAUGGAGAGAAACAAACUCCUCUUCAUUUUGCGGCCAAAAAUGAAGCACCACAAAGUGUUAAAAUUCUUUUGGCUUACGGUGCGGAGUUGGAGGUUCGAGACUACAAACAACGCACCCCAUUGCAGCUUGCAGCUGAAAGCAACAGCGCUGAAUGCGCUAAAAUUUUAUUGGAAGGAGGUGCAACAGCCGGAACAAGAGACGACAGUGGAAUGACAGUACUCACGCUGAUGAUCACGAAAAUGCCGAGUGUGGCGCUUCGAGCCUUGGAUCAGUUCCACGUCACAGACAGAUCUCAUCGCAAGCAACGAUAUUAUCUCAACUUCUUGGAACAAUGCGACCCAGAUACCAAACGUCAACCAGUCAACCUCUCACCCUUGCAAGCAGUCGUGGAAGUAAACUGCUUCGAGCUUAUUAUGCAUCCGAUUUUCCAAAGACUAAUUGAAGUCAAAUGGGGAUUCUUUGGUCUUGGGGCUUGGCUGGGGAUCUUUCUGAACGUCCUGCUUGCUGUGGCCUACACUGUGCUCGGAGUAACGCAUCCUACCGACGUGGCUGAUUAUUAUUACCCACUCAGCAAAAAUGCGUGGAAGAUUCCCCUGGAGGCUGCCGUCGUGCUUUUAACGUUCAACGAAAUCAGAAAAGAGAUAAAAGAGUUUUACCAGUCUAAACGAGAAAAUACAAAGUUCAUAAGCUGGAGGAAGAAAGAAGUUAAACGCGAUUUGCAAUAUUGUCAUCCUCGAUGGACGCAAGAAAAAAACUUUAUCAAACAACAUGUGAAACAGAUCAAACACCGAAAGAAGACGUACUUCCAAGACAAGUGGAAUUAUUUGGAUUGGGUGGCGUAUCUAAUGCUGAUCAUUGUGAUCAUACUUCACAUCAUCAAUGUCGUCGUCGAAAACAAUCAGUAUAAUGGAUAUUUCACCCGGAUACAUGCCUGCACGAUUAUCAUCAUUUGGGUCCGCCUGCUGAAGUUUGCUAGACCCUUCCCAAGUCAGGGACCUUUUGUAGUCAUCCUGGACAACAUCCUAUUGGACACAAUCAGAUGGGGCUUUGUCAUAGCCAUGUUUUACAUCCCUUACGCAGCAGCUUUUUGGAUGUUGUUUGGCCCGGGAUCCAUGCGUGAGCCUGUGAAAGGAUACGACAAUGUGGGACACUUAGCCUUCACUAUCAUCCGCUUCCCACUUGUGGAUAACUACAACUUCGACGACCUGGAAAAAGAGUACCCGGUCAUGUCGCGCAUACUCUGUGGUUCUUUCCUCAUUCUCGCUGCCAUCGUAUUAAUGAACUUGUACAUUGCGUUACUGUCGAACACGUUUCAACGUGUUUAUGACAACGCACGCGCGACGGCUGCAAUGCAGCGCGCGCGCCUUCUGCAAGAUCUUGAAUCGUCUGCCUCCGAACGUAGAGUGGAGCGAUACAGGGAUCAUAUCCGUAACAGAUGCAGCCCAGAGGGGAACGACUUCUUGGUAAUCAUAUCCGACGAAGAAGAACAAAACAGGAAACAAGUAGAGAAAAUCGCCUUAGUCCAUACCAUUGUUAGCGAUCGUCUGGGAGGGAAGAAGUUUGGAAAAGUACGAAAGAGCGAGUUUGACACAGUGCUGGAAGAUGUCGACUCCUUAAAACGCUCUCAGAGUGAAAUGCAGAAAUCUGUUGAUUACCUUCAUCUUCGUUUGGAUGAGCUUGGAAGCCUCAAUGCCCUAAUCUAUGAAGAAAUUGCUAAAUUGAUGCAACACGAGAAAAAACAGAUCUCGGCGAUUAGUGAUGUUAACACCGAAGUUACCAACGUGAACACUAACAUGGAGUACAAGGUUGAGAGUCUUUCCAGAGGCAUCGACUCUGGAUUCGAAACUGUGGAAGCUGAGGCCAACCUGAGAAACAGUGUGCUAGAGGGCAACUUAGGCGCAAGAUUUGACCAGCUACAGACAGAACUCAUGGCAAUUAACUCCAAGUGCGAUGAACACGAAUCACAUAUCAAGCAGUAUGAAGAGAAUCUCAUGGCUAGAGUAGAACACCUGGAGGCGUUUGUAGUAAGUAUGGAGGACGACAAAAUCAAGGAGAAACCCAAAGGAAGAAAAACCAGUGCAAGACCUAAAUCCAGAGCGACCACCCCGAAACCAUUCCAAAUGAUUGAUGGCGACAGGGAAUUGGUCAAAGUGGCAGGAACGUCUCUAGGGAAAAGCGCACUCGAUGUGGAAACUGUCUCUGACCUGGUUAGUGCUAAUGGAGAUACCAUAGCUGAGAAGCAGAAAAAAAAAUCAGUCAUUAUGUCGGGUCAAGCCGCGAGAGACGAGUACGUGGCUCGACUAAAGGGAGCAUUGGCACCGAUUCCACCUUCAGAUUUGACUCCGCGUACAGAGGAUGGUGAGGCAAACAAAGGAUUAGAAAAAACUGACUUGGAAAGUGCUAAUGGAAACGCGAUAGCUGAGAAGCAGAAAAAAAAAUCAGUCAUUAUGUCAGGUCAAGCCGCAAGGGACGAGUAUGUGGCUCGACUCAAGGAACCAUUGGCACCUAUUCCAUCCCCAGAUUUAGCCCCGCCUACAGAGGAUAGCGAGGCAAACAAAACUGACUUAGAAAGUGCUACUGGAAAUGCAAUGGCUGAGAAGCAGAGAAAAAGAUCAAUCAAUAUGUCAGGUCAAGCCGCGAGAGACGAGUAUGUGGCUCGACUAAGAGGAAUAUUGGCACCGAUUUCACCCCCAAAUUUACCUCCGUGUGAAGAGAGCGAGGCAGACAAAGUAUUAGACAAAACUGACUGAGCUUCCAUUAGCUGAAACUCGAUUAAGUAUCCCAAAGUAAAGACAUUUUAAAAAAAUGACUUUGUCAUCCCACCUUGUACUUUUUCGUAGUCCAUACGCCAGUGUAAAUAGAAAUGAAAAAUUAACUUAUUUAAUCGGUUCGAUGUUUUGAAAGAGGCAAUAAAGCCAGUAAAUGAAAUGAUCAUAGUGACAGAGCCUUUGAGCAGAUAUGAAGGCUGGGGCUAAAGAUCGCUGUUAGGAAUUCGUAAUACAAAUUGACUCGUACAUUAAAAAAAAUCAGAUUUUUCUUUAAAUUCCGGUGUUUCUGGCAUAAACGUAGACUUCCUUAUUAAGCGUAAAUUUGGGAAAGACUCCUUAACUAAAACGCACUAAUAAAAUUUGAAAAAGUAA